AUGGCACUGCAUCCCGCGCGAGCCGCGGUGGCGUUUGCCCUAGCGGUCGCGCUGGAUGAAAUUUUUGAUAAUCUUGAAGAUAUGUUCAAUGCUCAGUGGCAGAGAUUGAGCGUGUGGGCCGACGCGGCGCGGCCCAUGCCGCCGGAAGUGCGGCCGACUUGCCAUUUCGCGGAUGGCUUCAGCCCUGAUACUACAAUGGGUUACAUAUUGGCUAUAUUCCUGCUAUCCAACGGCGAUAGCAAGGGCGAGAAAGAGCAUAAGUUCAAUGUAAUAUACCUUCUUGUAUCAAUUCUACUAGUGGUAAUUUCUGGAUUAUGUUCUGGUCUUACUCUUGGUCUUUUAUCGCUCGACGUUGUGGAGUUGGAGGUGCUGAAGCGGAGCGGCAGGCCCCGGGAGCAGGUAUACGCGGCGCGCAUUAUGCCGGUCAUUCGGAACGCACACUAUUUGCUGGUUACGUUGCUGCUCUGCAAUGCUGCGUCGAUGGAGGCGUUGCCAAUUUUUUUGGACAAGAUAAUGGAUCCCGUUACUGCCAUCAUCAUCUCCGUCACUGCGGUGCUCUUUUUCGGGGAAAUAAUCCCACAGGCCGUCUGCUCCAGGUUCGGUCUGGCAGUGGGGGCUAACCUGACUUGGCUGGUGCGUGCGAUGAUGGUGCUCGCCUUCCCGUUGGCCUACCCAAUAGGCAAGCUGUUGGAUUUCCUAUUAGGCUCCGAGCACCACACGUUGUUCAGGAGGACACAACUUAAGGCCCUGGUGGACCUGCACGGCGCUGAGACUGGACUUGGCGGGAAGCUGUCCAAGGACGAAAUCAACGUCAUCACAGGUGCUUUGGACCUCACACACAAGAUUGCCUUUCGCUCCAUGACCCCGCUGGACAAGGUGUUUAUGUUGAGUUUGGACGAGACUCUUAAUGACGCGGUGGUGGAGGCGGUGCUGGAGAGCGGCCACAGUCGUAUUCCCGUACACCGGGGUACGGACCGUCACGACAUAGUGGGGCUGGUGCUGGUGAAGGAGCUGCUGAGUCAUGUACGGAAGGGAGGUCAGGACGUACCCGUGUCAUCGCUCAAAAUGCGUACGAUACCCAGGGUGAGCGCCGCUACGGCGAUGUACGACAUGCUCAAGCUUUUUGCCAUCGGUCGUACACAUAUGGUCGUGCUAGUCCAACCAGACGAGGAACAGCUGGAGGAGAUUCUUGACGAGGUUGCGCCCGACAGGAGCUCUUCAAGUAGCAGCAGCAGUAGCAGCAGCAGUAGCAGUAGCACCUCCAGCGGUCGGCUCAGUACGCCGCCGAGUGUAGAUGAGCGGCAGCGUCUGGUGCCAUUGCAUGUGGAGAUGUCGGACGCGGCGGUGGUCUUGGCGGCGGCGGGGAGUACGGCCGUGAGGAGUGAGGCAGCGGCGGUGGCAACGUUACCGAUAGAUGAUGAGGGGGAGUCAUCCAUUGAGCUCGGACUGGGGAAGGUCGCGGUCGCCACGGACGCCUUUCGCUGCUACACAGACAGCCCCGCACUGGCGGAAGCGGAAGCGGCAGCGGCAGGGGCCCCUGGAGCUAACCCGGACGGCACCGUGUCGCCUUGGCCUGGCGGCGGCGGCAGCAACGGCGGCGGCGGCAGCAGCAGCCUCAUCCGCCCCAGCACGUUCAGCCUCAAAACGGUUAAAUCCUUUGUUUUGGGCACUCAUCACCACCACGGGAAUAAGGAUCGAGGUGGGAGUGGUGGUGGUGGUGGUAAUGGUGGUGGUAGUGGUGGUGGUGGUGGUGAUGGUGGUGGUAGUGGUGGUGGUGGUGGUGAUGGCGGUAAUGGGGGAGCUGCAGGCGAGUACAGCAACCACCACCACAGCCAUCACGGCGAACAGCAUCACGGACACGAAAAGAAAGAUCGCGCUGGGGGUCGAACUCGCGACCGCGAGAAUAAGGAAAGGGAGAAGCAGAGAGAAAGAGACAACAAUCGUGACGGCAGCAGCCACGGACGUGGCAGUAACAACCGACGUGGCAGACGCCGCAGCCGCAGCCGACGCAGCAGCGAUAGUAGCAGCAGUAGCAGCCGUAGUAGCAGCAGUAGCUCUUCUUCGAGCAGCAGUAGCAGCAGUAGCGACGACCCCCAUUCGCACAUGCGGACGGGCUCGUCGACAUGGUCGGACAACGCGCCCUUGAUCGAGGCCAUUGAGGCGCUGGAAGAUCAAUUGGAGGACCAUGGGGUGUUGCCGGGACAGCCCAUUGGCAUCAUCACUAUUGAGGACGUCAUCGAGGAGCUCUUGCGUUUCGAGAUCAUGGACGAAACGGACCAGUACCUGGACAAUGAGAAGUCCAAGCCGGCCAUGGACGCCCGACAGGAGAUGAGCAUGGCGCUGCCGGAGAGGCUGCAGGUGGUAUUGGGCCUCUUCAGCGGCCGCGACGGCUCCAACCACCACCUGACGAGGAUCAGCAGCAGCAUGCGCCUCAGGAACAGCGCAAAAGAGCUGCCUGCUGCACCGCCACCACCACCACCAUCACAACAACAACAACAACAACAACAGCAAACACAGCAACAGUCCUUGUCGCAGCCAGGAACAGCGACAGCAGCAGCAGUAGCAGCAGCGGGAUCGCCUGUGGCAGGCACUGCUACUCGACAAGCUCCAGGGGCGGCUGCUGGACCUCAGGGACAUGUCGCUGGCGGCGGCAGCGGCGGAGCCGCAGCAGUGGCGGCGGUGGCGACGGGCGCCAGCGGGCUCGCCCAUUCCUCCAGUGUUCACUCACUCGGUAAUGUAAGCCUGGUUUCGGGGCCGGCGGCGGCGGCGGCAAUAGGCCCAUCCGUGUCCGCGUUAGCUGGAGGAGGAGGUGGUGGCGGUGGUGGCGGCGGUGGGGGAAUUGGCAGCGGCGCCGCCGCUUUCCGCCGGCCGGCGUUCCUGCAAGCGAUCCUUGGUGCAGCGGCGGUGCCGCCGCAGGCGAUAACAGCGCCGCUCGGUAGCACCCCCGCCGCCACUGCGAACACCGCCGCUGCCGCGACGGGCGGCAACGUCGCCUCCGUUACCUCAGCUCCGCUGACGCGCCAUAGGCGGACAGCGUCAGGUAACUUCUUGUCGAGCAUGUCCAAUGCGACGGUCGCCGUAAGCGGCGACGGCGGCGGCGGCGGGGCUGGGAGGGCUUCUGUAGCGGCCGUAAGUAGCGCUGUUGGCGGAGGCGGAGGCGGCGGAGGUGGAGGUGGCCUGACGCUUAGCGGAGUGGGUCAGUGGCUUUUUGGCGGAGGCGGAGGCGGAGGAGCGGGUGGAGAACUCAGCGGCGGCGCAGCUGUUAAUGUGCCGCAUGUCACGCGUCCCGGGUACAGCAGCCUGCCACCUGCCUUGCCGAUACACAUUGGCGGUGGCGGCACGGCGGCAGGCCGCACAGCAGGCGGCCGAUCCGCCACCGCUGCCGCCGCCUCGUCGUUGCCGGCGCCGUCGCGUCUGGUAGUCGGUCACCUGGCGGGCAACACCAGUCAGCUGGGAGCCAUCGCAGCGGGCUUGCCGCGCGGAGGACGUCCAGGAGGUGGCGGCGGCACCGCCACCGUGAGAGCAUCCCUGGAGCGCGACGGCGCCACCCUGCCGCUACUAAGUCUUGGCCUAGGUCACGGCCUUGGUCGAGGGACGGCGUCCAGUAGCAAAGGCAACGGCGCCGGCGGGGCUGUAGCACGACCAGGAGAGUACGAGCUUGCUCGUACGAACUCCAUGUAAGACGAUGUAUGCGAUGUGUAGCCCUUUGUGUCUGUGCGCUUGCUUUACGUUGCCUUUUCUGUCCAGGCAGGUAUGCAGGUAGGUGUGCAGAUGGGGCGGGGUAGGUAGUGGGGUGACGAGGGGGUUGAGGGAAGCCGAAACUGGUGGAGACUCCAGGGAGGCAGAAAAGAUCUCUUUUCACGUCCGAAGCCAGGGCAUUGGAGGUUUGUGUUUUCAAGGGUUCCUCGCGGGGCGCUCGGAAGGAGUUUUCUUCUUCGUCCUUUUCGUGUGGACAGAGCGAAAGAUGGGCUUGGGGAGGGAGAGUGUGGAGCCGCUGGGGGUGUCAAGCCGAGAGCAGGUGGGCUCCGCUGUCCUCCGCUAUACCGUCGGGCUCGUCCAAUGCCACCCCGAUCACAUGUGUAAUAUGUUAUCGGGUGUGUGUGACGUGGCAGGGAAUGAUGGCAGGGAAUGAUGGCUUGUGAUGGCUUGAAGGCAGCUUAGAGGGCCGGCGGCUUCUAACGGCCGUCCACUGGACGUCCACAGACAGACUGAUUGAUCGAGUGGUAUGGCUUCUGAGUUUAGGCCGUGGAGGUUGUUGGAGGUGUUGGUGUUGAAGGUGUUCAUGUUGAUGGUGAUGAUGAUGGCCACGGGGAAGAUGGUUUCUUCUGUUUGAGACGGUAGCAGUGGCAAUUAAACAGGUGUCCUACUACCGUUCAGUAGUAUAAUUGCCAAGCAUUUUUUUUGUCUUUUGCUAUUCCUGUCCAUGCAGUUGCUUCUUAUUUCUGUUGUCAUCUUAAGUAUCAUUUGUACAGUUGUGUGUCUUUGUUCGGGGGGAGGAGGCAGCAUGUGUGGACAUUCAUACGAUGACGCCCGAAGAGGAAUAGAAAUGGGAGGAAGUCACUUGCGUCGUAAUUUAUUAGAGCAUGCCAUCGUGUGUACGAGCGGAUGGUUGGUGUUCAUGCUGACAGUGCAGGUCGGGUACAACAUGAAGUACGGCACGUCGUCGUAUGGUCAUGUCCGUAAUCAGUAGCACUGAAACUCACAUGGAUUAAUUCCGAUCGGAUACCAAGGGAACAAGAGCUCUCAUGGUUUUUGGUUGGGCUCUAGUUUUACUGCUGGUGGUAGUGCUGGUGAUGAUGGUGGUGGUGUUACUCCUGCGGCGGCUAUAGUUCUGCUACUGCUGCUGCUGUCCAUGGCUAGGACUAGGUGUGGUGUGUGGCUUGGGUGUGGCGUCGCAUGGCUGUGCGAGGAGCAGUGGGGGGGACCCUACGGUUCUCGGGUGGCGGGCCACAGGACUCGGUGGUUUCCUCCUCCUCCAGGGCGCCGUGUGUUGUGUCUUCAGCGGACAUACCUUCGGUUGGCACACAACAAGGGUAACCGCUUUAGGUAUGAGAGCAGGCACCGAUGUCCGGUCACCCUAUUUAUCUGUGGUUCAGUGUGAAACGAAUUUUU
Molecule: messenger RNA, 5112 nt
Organism: Volvox carteri f. nagariensis
Lineage: Eukaryota; Viridiplantae; Chlorophyta; Chlorophyceae; Chlamydomonadales; Volvocaceae
Exons: 18
Coding region: 1-3681 (1226 amino acids)
Biological process (GO): magnesium ion homeostasis
Cellular component (GO): intracellular membrane-bounded organelle
Source: RefSeq, a predicted model, not a curated record